Chrysoperla carnea is the source of this 3313-nucleotide messenger RNA. It is a transcript of the gene Brd8, whose product is annotated as bromodomain-containing protein 8. Gene Ontology annotation, cellular component: NuA4 histone acetyltransferase complex. The coding region runs from base 74 to 2602 and encodes 842 amino acids. Lineage: Eukaryota; Metazoa; Arthropoda; Insecta; Neuroptera; Chrysopidae. The transcript is spliced from 2 exons. The record is from RefSeq and is a predicted model, not a curated record. Gene Ontology annotation, molecular function: protein binding.
AACAAAAGCAAAAUUUAAGAGUUCUAACCUAAAAAUACACGAAAAAUAAACGCUUACACAUCAAAAUAUAAGUAUGACUACAAUUCAAGAACAAUUACAAAGGAAGCGCGUUCCUAUCGAUAUAUGGGAUACCAAAGAAAAAUUAUUGUUAGCAUCGGCUGUUGUACGUAGCGGUGAUCAAAAUUGGAUGUCGGUAAGCCGUUUAAUGAAAACUUUAGGUCACACAACUAGACCUAGUGAUUGGUAUUCACAAAAAAAUUGUGCUGCGCAAUACGGAUUAUUGUUGGAAAAUGUAGAGACUCCCAAACGUAAAAAACGUACAACUGGUACAGAAUCCGUAAUAGAAACUCCAAGUGAAAGUAUCCUCCGACGUUUGAAAGAAGAAAGAAUGCUAGAAUUGAAAAAAAUUAUGAAUGAAGAACGAAAAACGUAUCUAAAAUUAAAAGAAGAAAUUAACUUAGUGAAAAGUGGCCGGGCUGAUGAAAUGCAAUUACGUGAAAUGUGUUUACAAAUUGAACAAGAAAAUAAACAAAAAGAAAGGGAAGCACAAUUGUAUGCGGAUUGGUUGAAACAACGCGAAGAAAAGAAAAUAGAACUUGAAAGACAAUGGAGACCUAAAUUUUAUACACAAACUGGACAAAAACGAAAAAUUUCAGAAGUCGAAGGAGCUUUAGAAUCACCAAAAUUAGAACCUCCAUCAUCGGAAGAUAAUUCUCAGGAGACAAAUAAACCUGCCAUGUCUCCCUUACUUACAAGUUUACUCAAAUCACCGUCUCCAGCUCCAAAUGCGACUUCAUCGAUUUUACAUUCUGCGAUUACGAAUAAUAAUCAGCGUGGAGCAUCCCCAACCAUAGCCAGUUUAUUAAAUUCAACACCAGAAGUAUCUGUUUCACCAAGUCUACAACAACUUGUUAGUACGGCGAUUGGCCAAGAGCCAACUCCUUCGCCAAAUGUAACCGCAGUUCAACCUCCAAUUCAAAAUAUUGAAUCAGGGCUUAUUUCUGCAACUUUACCUCCAGGAUUAUUAUUACCUGAUCCUGCGAGUAUUAAAAAGGAAGAUGCUACUUUACCACCACCUUUAGCGAUUCCUUCUGAUAAUAUUGACGAAGAAAUGUCGUUAAUUGAAGAAGUUAUUAAAGAUGUUGAAGAAAAUGAAAGUAAAGAAUUAUUGGAACGUAAGGAAGAUACGACACUUUCUGAAACAGAUCAAAGUAAAAUUGGGGAUAUAAAAAACGAAUUGGAUAAAACUGUAAAAGAAAAUCAACAAGCGGGGGUUGCAAAUUUAUUAAAUGCUAUAACGCAACCUUUAGAAACGCCACCUGUAAAAAUUGAAGAACCUAAAGAACCAGAUACACAAGUCGAAGAAGCAAAAGUAGAAAAAUCAACCGACGAAACAAAUAUACAACAAGCAGCUAAAGUAUCUACGGCUCCCAGUACUCCGUCAAUUCGAGAAGUUUCCGUGGUUUUAGAAGAUAUUGAUUCAACGACUGUCACACCGAAUGUUGAAGUAAAAAAGGAAAUUGAAAUACCAGAAGAAUUUGAUAAAGAUAGUAGUUCAACUAGAGAUAGUGAGAUAAAAAUUGAAGAUCGUGAAGAAACAACAAAUGAAUCAACGGUAACUGAAUCAAUAUCUCAAAUAUCUAGCGAAGAUACAAACGAAGAGGUGAAAACUGAAGUUAAAAAAGAGACACAAAAAGAUGAAGAUAUCACAAAAGAAAUGAAAGAAGAAAAAAUAGAAACAGAAAUUCGAUCCACAACUCCAGUUAAGGAAGAUAUUACUGAUGAUUUACCAAAAUCAUCGUUAACUGACGAUUCAGACUUCGAUGAAUCAUCAACACCGUUAGUUAAAACCGAAAAAGUAAAACGUGAUUAUUCACGAAAUAAAAAGAAAGAAGAAAAAGAAAUUGAAUUUUUAUUAGGAGAAGAUAAACUAGAAAAUGACGAUGAUAAAGAUUUAUUAGAUGAUUUAGAAUCAUUAGACACGGACAAGAAAGAUAUGAAAAUGAAAAUAAAAAAUACAGAAGAUCGAUCUGAGAGUCCAUGGACUGAGGAAGAAGCAGAUAUAUCGUCAGUACGUACGAAACGUCGCUAUUCAACACCAGCUACCCCUAGCGAUUCAGUACCAAAUAGUCCAGCAUCGAGUUUGGCUGGAUUUGAAGAUGAUCGAGAGUAUCGUGCUUGGAAAAAAUCGGUUAUGCUUGUGUAUAACCGUAUGGCUACACAUAAAUACGCUUCGUUAUUUUUACGUCCAAUUACAGACGAACAAGCACCAGGAUAUCAUAACAUCAUACGCGAACCGAAGGACUUACAAUCGUUACGACGUAAUAUUGACAAUGGGCAAAUUAAAACAACUCAAGAAUUUAUACGAUAUAUUUUAUUAAUGCUCCAAAAUGCUCUUAUGUACAAUAAAACAAAUGAAUAUGUUUAUAAUAUGGCGAGAGAAAUGCAAAAUGAAUGCAUUGAGCAAAUUCAAAUUUUGGUACAAGCUCAAGCUCAAGUUGAAACACCAGCGCGAAGAGAGACACGAACAAGUGAACCAGGUAUUAUUAAACAUAAACCUGAUUUAUCAGUUUCGAAAAGUCGAAAACGAAAGAUAGAAUAAAUAUUUUUAUUUUUUUCACGUUCAUCAUUCCGAAAAUUAUUUCUGAGAAAAGAAGAUAAUCAUAAAAUUCUAAUUUUAAAUUGUUGACAUCCACCAACGAUUAUCGUGUGGUCAGAUUAUGAAUUUUUUCAUUUUUUUUUGUCUACAAUCUAAAUAAUUUCCAAUCCUCAUUUUACAAUUUUUGAAGUAAUUUCAAACCUUCAAAAGACGUUCAGUUGUAACAAAUAACGUAAUUUUAUUUCAUAAGAUAAACUAUAGGGAUUUAUUGUUCGAACUCGUCCUGAUAGAGUAAAAAUUGUAUGCAAUACGCGCGGUUUGAUUAGUUUAUGAAAUAUGUUACUUCGAUUCAUUUAACUGGUCGUGGUUUUAAAUGCGCCAUCGGAUUUUACAAAAAAAAUUGUAUAUUACACAUCUAGGAAGCAAAAGUAAAGAAUAUCUCAGAUCUUAUGUUCACUGUCGCCCGAGACGAAGGCGAGAUAUUCUUUACUUGCUCUCGUGGUGUGUAUACUAUUUUUCUGCUCGGUGCAGGCUAAAAGUACCUACUUCGUUUAGCAUAGCGGGACGAUAGAUGUCACUUUCCGCCCCGAGUUUUAUCAAUUAAUUGUGUCGUUUUGAACAAAAUUAAAUGUACCUUACAUUACCGAAAAACCAAUGUAAUCCAUUAUGUUAUGCCAGUGUACAAUAAUUUAUUUAUAUGAACUAUGUAAUAAA